Messenger RNA from Fragaria vesca subsp. vesca, 1617 nucleotides. RefSeq lists its product as uncharacterized. Gene Ontology annotation, molecular function: protein binding. The transcript has 5 exons. Lineage: Eukaryota; Viridiplantae; Streptophyta; Magnoliopsida; Rosales; Rosaceae. The record is from RefSeq and is a predicted model, not a curated record. The coding region runs from base 1 to 1617 and encodes 538 amino acids.
AUGGGUAGGUACUAUUUGCUCGACUUCAAUGAUGCUUCGACCCCAAACGGCGUCACAGCACUGCAAACAAGAUUUCUUAAUAGCAGCGACGGCUUCGUGGGAUCAUGCAAUGGCUUCCUCUGUUUAUACAACAAGGAGAGAAACCGUCUAGGUUUUUUCAUUUCUAAUCCCAUCACCGGUGAGAGUCUAGCUCUUCCGAAAGCUAUGAAGCCAAACGAUCCUCCUCCCAUUUACUGUGGGCCUUCUGCAGAUGCCAUCACUCAUGAAAAUUUGGCUUUUCUAGAUUCUUUUCGUCCAAAGUCUGUUGAGGAACUUGUGUUUCAAUCUUGUUCUGCAUUUGGGUUUGGGUUUAGUCCAAUAAGUGACGUUUAUAAAGUAGUUGUCUUUACUAAAUCAACGUUAUUUGAAGUUAAGUCUCCUCGUGAGUUUCGGCUUAGUCGUGGACCUGAGAAGGUGACUGUUUUGACUGUUGGUUCUGGGAGCUGGAGACAUAUUGAGGACUCUGUUAUGGGAGAAUUUGACCAUCAAUCAGGAAUUUUUCUUAAUGGAUAUCUUCAUUGGAUCGGUAGAACUACACUGGUUGGGUCUCGUUUUAUAUAUGCCUUUUGUAUUGAAAGUGAGAGUUUCAAAGAGUUGCCACUACCACCUUGGACUGUUGAUAGCAACAAAACUAGAUGUAACCUUGGAGUCCUGAACGGUUGUCUCUCUAUAAUUGUUGAUUUAGAUUGUAAUGUCAAUGUCUGGGUGAUGAAGGACUACGGUGUUAAGGAGUCUUGGGCCAAAGAACUUGACAUUAGAGUGGAAUAUGGUGCAGCGUCUUGUUUAUCUACUCAAGCUUUGAAUUUUUCAAAAGAACGGCAAGUGUUGUUGUUACAGAAUAGGUUGCAGGCGCAUAUUCCUGGAAGCAGGGGCUUUGUGGGGAUUGAGGUCGAUGGGAUGAAUUCUUCCAUUGACGCUUCAUGUCUCUAUGUUCCAAGCUUUGUUUCGCUGAAAGUUGUCUUUGGGGAUCAGAACUUGGAGGUGAAAAAGGAUCUUCAAGGUAAGGAGUCCUGGAAUAAAGAGCUUGACAUUAUAUUGGAUUUGCAUUCAGGGUUUGGUUCUUCAACUCAAGUUUUGAAUUCUACAAAGGAACGGCAGGUGUUGUUGUUACAGAAUAGGUUGCAGACUCAUAAUAUCCAAUUUCUCCUAAAGCCUGGUAGAUCUGAAAAAUUGAGGGUUAGAGAAGCUGGUGAGUUGCAACAACUAGCACCAAACGAGACAAAGCUCGGUAUGACCGGCACUUCAGAAGACCAAUCUGUCACAAGUCAACGAGGGCAAGGUAAUGUGAAAGCUAAUGCAGUGGAUCAUGGGAAUGCAGAAGCAGAUCAACAAAAUCUGCUAUGUAAAGCUAGUGGAUUGAAUCAAGGGAUUGUGCGAUCUAAAGCUGCAGUAGUUGAACAUAAACAACAGGCCAUUAGAGUACCAAGCAAGGCAGAAACCACACAUAGAGCUCGACCAAUGCAAGACUCUGCAUCAUCAUUAUCAUCCCUGCCAACACAGCCAUCUGUUUCACAGCCAUUAACUGGAAAUCAGUUUAUUCAUCCCAUAACCAAAGAAAGAAGACCAAGUUGCCUGUAA